This is a messenger RNA of Lachancea sp. 'fantastica', 1032 nucleotides long. Lineage: Eukaryota; Fungi; Ascomycota; Saccharomycetes; Saccharomycetales; Saccharomycetaceae. The record is from the annotation of a GenBank genome assembly.
AUGAGUUUCCGCCCAUUUGUAGCAGGGAUUGGUAGUUUCGGCUUGGGAAGUUGCGUUAUAGCUAGUUUUUGGCGCAAUCCGUUUGGUCAUAGUACUCAAGAGAAAAGCACAAAUGGUCCAAGUCUACCAAAUAGUACAGAAAAUUCAAGAGUUCCCGGAAAAAGCAGUGGCUCUGAUGGAUUAAGUCCUGGAAACGGAUCUAAUGUAAAUCCCAGCGGUUUUUUCAAAUACGGUUUUCCUGGACCAAUUCACGAUCUUCGCAACCGCGAAGAGUUUGUUUCGUGCUACGAUCGUCAAAACCGGAUUCCAUACUGGGUUGUUGAGCACAUAACGCCCCAAUCUCUCAAAAACAAGUCUGGAGAUCGUAAAAACUCAUUUUUUAAGGAAGACGAAGCCUUGCCAGAUACUUUUAGAUCUCGUCUUAAGGAUUACUUUCGUUCUGGUUAUGAUAGAGGCCAUAUGGCACCUGCAGCUAAUGCAAAAUUCUCACAACAAGCAAUGGAUGAGACUUUUUAUUUGACGAACAUUUGCCCUCAAGUUGGUGAAGGAUUCAACAGGGACUAUUGGGCCCAUUUAGAGUACUUUUGCCGACAAUUGACUCAAAAGUAUCAAAGUGUCAGGAUCGUUACUGGACCAUUGUUUUUACCCAAGAAAGAUCCUGUUGACGGGAAAAUGAAGAUUUGUUACGAAGUUAUUGGUAAUCCACCUACAAUUGCCGUACCCACGCAUUUCUACAAACUGAUUGUUGCCGAAAAUCCUAAUUCGGGUUCAAGCACCGACGUAGUUGCUGUUGGCGCGUUCGUAUUGCCUAAUGAUAAAAUCUCAAAUGACACUAAACUGACAGAUUUCGAAGUACCAGUUGACGCCAUUAGUAGAAGCACCGGUUUACAAUUUUUACAAAAGUUGCCAGAAAACAAGCGUGUUGAACUGUGUAAGCAAGUUGAAUGUCGUAUUGUUGUCAGGGAGUUUAACAAAGCUAUAGCUGAACCCAAAAAGUACCCAUCCUUACCACCUCCCCGUAGUUCGUCUUAA